Molecule: messenger RNA, 1143 nt
Organism: Entamoeba histolytica HM-1:IMSS
Lineage: Eukaryota; Evosea; Mastigamoebida; Endamoebidae
Exons: 1
Coding region: 1-1143 (380 amino acids)
Molecular function (GO): lipid binding
Source: RefSeq, a predicted model, not a curated record
AUGAGUGUUGAAAUCCCUGAUAUUCCUUAUGUAAAUAAUGAGAUAGAACUUGAUCGAAUGGUUAAACCAUUACAACUUUGGAUGAGACAGAUGAGUAAAAAGAAAUGGGAAUUUGAAGCAUCACCAGAUGGUGUGUUACAAUAUUGUGUUUUACCAAAUGAAAACAAUCAACGAUUUGCCCGAUAUGUAAUUUUUAUAAAAAAACCAAAAAGAUUUGUUGUUGAGUCUUUGUUUGAUAUUCCUCUGAUGAAAUCAUUAGAACCAAAUAUCACAGAAAUGAAAACAUUACUUCAAAGUGAUGAUUCUUAUUUAAAUUAUGAAAUUCAGCAACUCCCUUAUGGAAGUUUUGUUACACCACGUGAUUUUUUAUUUGUUCAAACAAAUUAUAAAAUUGAAGGAGAUCAAUACAUUGUCAUUUCUAGUGUGAAUAGUGAAAAAGAAAAUACUUACAAUGAAAAGUUAGUGAGAGGAUAUAAAAAAAUAGGAAUUAGAGUGUAUGAUGAAGUCCCAAAUGAAUCAACAAAUAUUGAGGUUAUUGUAUGUGCUGACUUGAGGGGAUGGAUUGUUGGGUAUGUUGUUACUAAGUUUCUUUAUCAACAAGUAGAACCAUUCAUUUUAUUGAAAUAUCAACUUGAAAAGGAUGAACGAGAGGCAGAAGCAAAACGAAUUGCAGAAGAAGAAGAAGAACAAAAAAGGAAAGAGGAAGAACAAAAGGCAUUAGAACUCAAACAACAAGAAGAAGAAAAACUCAAACAACAAGAAGAAGCUGCACGACUGAAGAGAGAAGAAGAAGUCAAAAAGAAAGAAGAAGAAGCCAAAAAGAAAGAAGAACUAGAGAAAAAAAAGAAAGAAGAUGAAAUUAAGAAGAAGAGUAAUACAAGUGAUAAUCUAAAGAAACAACAAGAAGCAGAAAAACGUAAAGAAGAAGAGAUAAAGAAAAAGAAAGAAGAAGAAGAACGAAAGAAGAAAGAGGAAGAGAAGAAAAAAGCUGAAAAAGAGAAAAGAAAAAAACAAGAAUUAAAAGAGAAAGAAAAAGAGAAAAAAGAGAAAGAAAAAGAGAAAAAAGAAAAGGAAAAAGAGAAAAAGAAAAAAGAGGAAGAAAAGAAAAAGAAAGAGAAGGAAAAACAGAAAGCAAAAAAGUAA